Passer montanus (Eurasian tree sparrow) is the source of this 2848-nucleotide messenger RNA. RefSeq names its product death domain containing 1 (gene DTHD1). Lineage: Eukaryota; Metazoa; Chordata; Aves; Passeriformes; Passeridae. Gene Ontology annotation, biological process: signal transduction. Gene Ontology annotation, molecular function: protein binding. The record is from RefSeq and is a predicted model, not a curated record.
AUGCGGGACACGGCCCGUCCCCAGACACCGCGCACUGCCGCGCCCGCGGAGCUCCUUGCCUCCCUCCGUCCCUCCCUGCCGCAGGAGAGGCCGCACCUGGGCGCGCCGGCAGCGCCCGCCGCCCUCCGCGCCCGGCUCAGCGCGUUCUGGCCGGGCCACAUAUUUCCGGAGGAGUCACUGGGAAACCCGCAGGCAGGCUUCGGCUCCGGGGUGCUGUGGGCCCCGGCGCAUCGCUUCACAGGCCUCCCGUGCUGCCCAGCGUCCCUUCCCGCCAGGCCAGUGAGCAAAGGGCGUCCCGGCGCCACCUCUGUCCCCACGCGGAGCCGCGCUGAGGGCAAGCGCUCCGGCUGCGUGGAAGCAGGACAGCGUGCCAAAUACAAUGGAGUUAUAGAUUAUUUGCAGAAAGUAAAGGAGUAUUUCAUAAAUACAAUCUCACACCUUCAAGAGGCUGAAAAUAAAUUUUAUGCUGUAAGCUGCAAACAAGAUGGUGAUUUUCAGAACCAGACUGGUGAAAAUGCUUCUGGAGAAACAGACGUGCAUUGUUCAGAAGAAGAAGCAAAAGACUCUGCGCAAGCAUCUUCCAGUUCCAGUCAGCAAUUCCAAAGAACUCCUUUUCUGAACAAGACAGAAAGUCAAAAUGUCAAUCAAACCCACACAAGUGAAAUUAAAACUGUGGGGAAAAUUGCAUCCUUAGGUAAAAACAAAUCUGCUCAAGAACAAGACACCAGCAGAGAAUUUGCAAUGAAAAAGGAAGAUGGUGAACACCAACUACUGAUUGUCUCUUUUACAGAGAAAAAAGAGUGCAAUGGAAAGGAUAAACUUCAGGGAGGUAGCUCAGUUACUGAAAGGCCUCCAGAACUGGAGGCUUUUCAGGAUCCUCUUACAAGCAGUGAGGAAGACAUUCUGUCUGGGACAUUGAAGGACAUUUAUGACAGAAGCAUCAUGAAUCGUUUUGAACAGGAGAAAAAGGAAGUAGUCAGGGACAGUUUAAAAGGAUUCCUAGUCAAAGGGAGUGGAAAGAACCCCCAGGAAACCCCUUGUUUUAUUAAAGCCCCUGCAAUUGUUCUGGAGAAUCUAAAGUGUAAUAUACUCAAUGACACUAGUUCCUUGGUGGUGGAUGAUUCUGAGGAGUUGGUCAGCAAUGUCAUCAGUAUUGAAUGUUAUGAUAAUGAAAAACUACUUUUCCCUAUCAACAUUGCAAUCCCAUUUACAUCAUGCUUCAGAGGAAAUUAUCGGGAGAUUAUGGUGAAAGUGACUGAUACCAACUUCCAGUCAAACUACUUAACUCCUAUUUCUUUGCAAGGAUACCAAGGAAACCAUAAGGAAAGCUUUGCAGAAGUGAAACUUUAUCAUCUGGGUGUUUUUUCUGUGUUGUCAUGCUUAAAGAAGGAAACAUUUACUGUUCCAAAGGUAGAACUCUUACAAAAGCUGAAUGUGGAUUCUAGAAUCUCUUUUUAUUACCAUCCAGAAGCAUUCAGUUCUCCAGCACCUAUGCAGUUAAAGAUUCAGCCAAUUGAGCCAUCAUUGGUUUCAGCAUUGAAAGCAAAACAUGAUAUGUACCACUCAGUGAUAUCUACUAGUGCACUGGUUCAUGUCCAGCAUCCUUCAGCCCAGCCUUUUAACAGCUCAGUCACUAUUACUCUACCAUGUCCCCCAAACCCAGACAAAAAGAGGCAAGGAGAUGAGACAGAACAUGCAAGAGUCAUUAGUGCUACAGUAAAGAGGGUUGCUGCAGCAUACCAUCCUCGGGCUGUGAGCACUUCUGUGAGGAAAAGUGGGGACAAUCACUGUGAUACUUUGAAAUUAUUAGGUCAUGGAAACAAAGAAGAGGGGUGGAAGGUGUUUGAUGAUGUUAUUAUACAGAAUGCACAGAAUGGACUUGUAUCUUUUGAACUAAACGAGCAUUUAGAAAGGUUUGUGGUCAUUUCACUUGCAUUCCUUUUGGAAAACAGGUGUCUUCUUCUUUUUGCUCAGGCUCUGGAAGAAGUUCUCCAUAGCAUGAUGGCUAAUGUGAUACUGUAUCAGAAAGGAGAAAACCCAUUAUUUUAUAAAAUAGUAGUUUUGCUGUCUACAUCCAGGGAAUUGACCAAUGAACUUCAAAAUCUCCAUGAGGAGAGUUAUUUUGGUCCCCCAGAACCUACACAGCAGUUCCCAUUAAGGCAAGGAGAGCAGAUUCAUUUUAGAUUUACAGGAAAUAUUUCUGCUUCAGAGAAUGGAGAAGACUUCAGGAAAGUCUACAGACUGAUUUUUCAUUCACAAAGACAACCAAGGCUGGAGCUCCAAAUUAAAGAAGUGGAUGAAUUUGGUAACCACAGUUCACCUCAUUACAAAGGAACAGCAGUGUUUUAUAAAAUUACCAGAGAGAUGAUAUCAAAGAGGGAACAAACCUUACCUGGUUAUCAUGAAAAAUUGAUCCACCGUCCACGAAGUACAAAAAUAAUUUUGUCUGAUUCUUCAGAGGCCCUAUGGACCAAAUUGCUGUUCUGGCUUGCAGAAGAGCUUGCAGAAGAUAAUACAUCAUUGUUUGCUUUAUGUUUACCUGUUCGAUGAAGCAUGCUUCAGCUUGUUAGGCUGAAGUGCCCUGAUAAUUUAACACACCAGAUCUAUGAGCUGCUUUGCUGCUGGAAAAAGACCCUUCCAAAGUCGGCUGAUAAACAGCAGCUCUUGUCUCACUAUUUGCAGAAGACUGGCAGAAGUGAUCUUUCAGAAGAACUUCGUUUAAAGUGGCAAAAUAAGGUGUUCACCUGACAGAAUCACUGGCAACUCACAGCCCAAUUUCUCAUCUUUCUUGUUGAAGUGUAUGAAUAUUUCCAUGAUACUUCUGGAUGAACAAGUGACAGGGAUAUCA